CGCGUUCCUCGGAAUCGCCCCACGAGCGAAUCGGAAAGUCGCAGUUCGCCUCCUCCCUCCUCUUCCUUUCUUCUCCUCGUAGGCGGCGGCGGCGAUGGCGUCGUUCUCGGAGGCUCCCCCCGGCAACCCCAAGGCCGGCGAGAAGAUCUUCAAGACCAAGUGCGCCCAGUGCCACACCGUCGACAAGGGCGCCGGCCACAAGCAAGGUCCAAACUUGAAUGGUCUGUUUGGGAGGCAGUCAGGUACUACCCCUGGUUACUCCUACUCUACGGCCAACAAGAACAUGGCUGUGAUCUGGGAGGAGAACACGCUGUAUGACUACCUGCUCAAUCCUAAGAAGUAUAUUCCUGGAACCAAGAUGGUUUUCCCUGGGUUGAAGAAACCACAGGAGCGUGCUGACCUCAUUUCCUACCUGAAGGAGGCAACGUCUUAAAAGGAAGGGCCGUCUUAACAUGAGAAAUCGGACAAUUCAUUCUACAGUUAAUAAAAAGAUUUAGACAUCUGGGUCGCCCUGGUUUUACAGGGUGUAAUCCACGAGACAAUUAUCUUCUUGAAUAUUUCUUUCGUAUGGUAUGGGUUCCAUAUCACUAGGUUUAGCAGGAAAGUCUUUUACAUCUUUUACUUCGGCUGCUGGAAAACGCCAGUAUUUUGAUCGCCAGUUGGUAGGACUGGAGUGCAUCAUGUUUGGAAAAUACUGAGAUCCUCGAAGUCUUGAUAUUUUGAUCCAUUUCAUUUGCUACG
Messenger RNA from Oryza brachyantha (malo sina), 741 nucleotides. Its product is annotated as cytochrome c. The record is from RefSeq and is a predicted model, not a curated record. Gene Ontology annotation, cellular component: mitochondrial intermembrane space. Lineage: Eukaryota; Viridiplantae; Streptophyta; Magnoliopsida; Poales; Poaceae. The transcript has 3 exons. The coding region runs from base 95 to 433 and encodes 112 amino acids. Gene Ontology annotation, molecular function: heme binding; electron transfer activity. Gene Ontology annotation, biological process: mitochondrial electron transport, ubiquinol to cytochrome c; mitochondrial electron transport, cytochrome c to oxygen.